UGGUCUUCACCAAUUUUAUGUGGACUUUUGAAUAUUUUCCUGGCCGCAAUUUGGACAACGUGGCUAUCUUAACUGAAACCGUUUGGGAGGAAUCAAAUUAAUGUUAACAAACAGAAUCAAGUAAUUGUGAUAAAUUAUGUAGUCACUGUUACAUGAAGUAAAGGCAUUUUCUUGAUUUUACCAUAAUUUCAGGAAAAGUAAAAUGAAAUAAAGUAAUUUAGUCCAAUUUGUUGUUUUUAAUAUACCUUAUCUACUUGGAAAUAAACUGGAAAAAUUUAAAAGGAAGGAACUUCUUAUAUACAAUACACAUGCAGGUUGUAUUGUUUAUUAUGUUACACACUGAAGAAUUUGGAUUUUUCAACAAUCAAAAAACAGACAACUUCAUUGUUUUCUUCCCUCAAGUGAAACAUCACAAUUCUUUACUACCACAUAGUAGCAGAGGUUCUGAAUUCACAAAAAAAAGGUGAGUUGCAAUAAUUUACCUAAAUUUAGGAAGAACAGAGUAAACACACUUGCAGGGAAAGGCAUACAGGAAACCAAAAC
Gryllus bimaculatus (two-spotted cricket) is the source of this 543-nucleotide messenger RNA. NCBI's taxonomy places the organism in Eukaryota, Metazoa, Arthropoda, Insecta, Orthoptera, Gryllidae. The record is from the annotation of a GenBank genome assembly.